This is a messenger RNA of Hippocampus comes (tiger tail seahorse), 1433 nucleotides long. It is a transcript of the gene cgrrf1, whose product is annotated as cell growth regulator with ring finger domain 1. Gene Ontology annotation, biological process: negative regulation of cell growth. The transcript has 6 exons. The coding region runs from base 107 to 1141 and encodes 344 amino acids. Lineage: Eukaryota; Metazoa; Chordata; Actinopteri; Syngnathiformes; Syngnathidae. The record is from RefSeq and is a predicted model, not a curated record.
UCGAGACUCGCCGUACUUCAGGCUUGAGCCUGUCAUGGCAGUGGUCAAAUGUUCCUGUUUUUAUGUUUUGGGUAAUUAUUUUCUUGUAGUGCAUAAUAGAUAGGAAAUGGCUGGAGGUUAUUUAAUCACAUUGUACGAGUAUUCGCCACUCUUUUACAUUAGCGUGGUUUCUUUGUGUUUUGUUGUGACAGCUGCCAUGGUCCUCGGCUGGUUUGGUUUUGAUGUCCCGGUGAUCCUGCGUAGCUCUGAUGACACAGAGUCCAUCCAACCAACACCUGAAAAGCAAAUGGUUCAAGUGACUAAUCCCUUUUCCCUCGAAAUUGGUUCAAGAUCCGCAUCUGUUGCCGAUGGCGCGUGGUUGAAGCCAGGUUGUUUGGAGCACUGCGUCUUAAGCUGUUUCUGGGGUUGCGAGGUCAGCGCCCUGCAGCGAGCGUUGCAGGCCCACCAGGGUGGCUCCAGGUUCAGCACCCCACAGCAUUUCAAGGAGGCGUUGCAUCGCUUCUAUCAUCACGGCCAGAGCUACUAUAUCAGCAACGAAGAUAGAGAGGAACGCUACACUUGUAUUCCAGCUGAUCAGGGACUCUCAGAUUUUGGCCCAUUGCCCAGACGACACUAUCCUCUCGUGGCUGUGUUGACCUUGGCGGAACAAGAAGCCCGAGACACCUACGACAUUGUUGCCAGUGUCACCGUAAUUCAUGUACCAGAUGAUAUAUACAACCUGUCUGCAAGGAUCCUCUUCCAGUACCUUCUCACCUCACGAGGGAACAUGUACGAGUUAAAAGCUCUCUUCAUGUCGGCUAAUAUUAGUGUGGAAUCUGGCCAUCCUGAUCCCGACCCGAUUACCCGUCCCAGUGAGACCGAGCAUGAGGAGGAAGAGGCGGCUGGAAAGGUGGCGUCAUCGGUAGAGGAUGAUGAGGAGGAAGAUGAUCAAGGCUGGUCAGAUGGGCAGGGCAGAGACUGUGUCGUGUGUCAAAACGCAGCCAUCAACAGAGUGUUGCUGCCCUGCAGACAUGCUUGUGUGUGCGACAGUUGUGUCUCUCACUUCAAACACUGCCCCAUAUGUCGAGCUUUCAUCCAGGAGUCCUUUGCCCUGACUCUUGGUCUUGCCGUGAACAAUGAACUACAUUACGAGCAACACUGAACAACUGGCACGACAAAAUCAACCCCAAAGCAAUAUGUGUCACGCUAGCAUAGUCUAUUAGAAUUCUUUUCAACCGUAUUGCUUUUCUAUGAAGAACAUGAAGAUUUACGCAUCCUUCCCUGUUGAAUUUUCCUUCAACACUGAAGGGCCACAAGACAUUUGAGGAUUUUUUAGCAACAUGCUAAUUAAGUUGCUUGCUGGUUUGACUCAAGGCUGUAAUAAUUUAGAAUUGGCUUGAAUUGUAUUUUUGACACCGAGGAAGAUUGUAGUUGGUGUGUAGUAAUUGUUUUCA